AAGUCACGUGGUCGAACAAUAUCGUUUCAAGGGCAAUUUUUCCGAAGUGUUUUCAUUAGCUAACACGUGUAAUUACUAGCUACAGUGUCAUUUCUUAAAUACAAUAUUAUAGCAAUUAGAUAUGGACGGAUUUGGUUCCGAUUUUUCAUCAGGUGCUGGGUCCGGUAAAAUGGAUACCGGCACAAUCAUGGAGCAAGUAAAGGUACAGAUUGCGGUGGCUAAUGCGCAAGAGCUCUUGCAGAGAAUGACAGACAAAUGUUUCAAGAAAUGCAUAGGCAAACCUGGAGGCACGUUGGACAACUCUGAACAGAAAUGCAUCGCUAUGUGCAUGGAUCGAUAUAUGGAUGCAUGGAAUACUGUGUCCCGUGCCUACAACUCCAGACUACAGAGGGAAAGAGCUCGUAUAUGAACAUUGUCCUAUUCUGCCAGCCACACCUUUUGCAAAGCCAAAACGUAUGGCAGGGAAGGUGUUCAUGGCUGAGGCUGCAAGAGCUUAUGUGGCAUGAUGACACACACAUUUCUGUGAGAACACCUAACGGACAGGUUUGGAGACCCUGUGAAUGGCAGCAAUAAUGGUAGUGGACAUUUUCCUUUCACUAAAAGGAUAUUUUAACAAAUUGAUAUCUUCUAUUGUUUUUUAUUAUUAUUAUUAUUAAAAGUGUCAUGAAAUAAUAAUGUUAAAAAGGAAAUAUUCUCUGCAAUUAUAAUGUAAAACUCUCUAACUGUCCCCUAAAAGUUCAGUGCCAGGUACCUAUUCUUCAGUUGGCUACUGGCUAUGAGUGUGGGUGAAACCCCAGUUCCCUGAUGGGAUUAGGUACCUAUUCUUCAGUUGGCUACUGGCUAUGAGUGUGGGUGAAACCCCAGUUCCCUGAUGGGAUUAGGUACCUAUUCUUCAGUUGGCUACUGGCUAUGAGUGUGGGUGAAACCCCAGUUCCCUGAUGGGAUUAGGUACCUAUUCUUCAGUUGGCUACUGGCUAUGAGUGUGGGUAAAACCCCAGUUCCCUGAUGUGAUUAGGCAAGGCUUCUUUUACCACCUUGCUAAACCUGGUUUCUUCCCUGUGGAAGAACUGAGGAACAAUUUUUUUUUUUCAUAACUGUGAACCAGGCACUCGGACCAGCUAAACAAUCCUAUAUAAUACGUGUCGAGAACAAAACAGUAUUCAGUUGUUCCAGUUGUCACUAUCUGCCCUAGUGGAUCUGUUUAACAGGGUCUGCUGUGGUGCAGACUUUGUAUUGAACCUGUUUUGAACCUGGCUGCUUUGUGUGCUUCGUUUGUUAGAUUACUGGGAACAGCUCUCCUUCAUUCAUCCCUUUGAUUUGUGUAAGGAAGUAAAGAUAUAGGUGCCGCUGCUCAGAAGUGUGUUUGUGACUGACUGGAAUUGCCUUUUUCACUUGUGAGACGUAAAUAAAUAAAUUCUGAUCAAG
Messenger RNA from Oncorhynchus gorbuscha (pink salmon), 1425 nucleotides. RefSeq names its product mitochondrial import inner membrane translocase subunit Tim13. Lineage: Eukaryota; Metazoa; Chordata; Actinopteri; Salmoniformes; Salmonidae. The record is from RefSeq and is a predicted model, not a curated record. Bases 122 to 409 code for a protein of 95 amino acids. The transcript has 3 exons.